AUGAAAUUUGCAUUAAGCAACAACGCCACAGCGAUACAGAUUGAUUCAACGAAACUCAUAUUUAGUCUCACGACAAGAAGGGAACAAACCUUUUGCCUUUUGAAUCGCGACAAAGUUGUUCUGAUCAGGCGCAAAAUGCUCGCCAGAAGGUCCCGUCUGCAGAUAAAGCCAAACAUCUCCAAAUCUGUCAAAACUGCACCGAAACGUAUUGAAAAUGAAGAGUCCACUGCUUCGACUUCCAGUGAGGUUGCGCCAGUAGAAGCAACUGUGGCCUUGGAGGAAUCCGCUAAUGUUGGUAAUGCACCGGCUGCUGAAGAAACCGUAGCUGUACCGAGAUCAUUAGCCGAUUUCGUCCAAGACCUUGACGGUCCUUCUGAACCUGCUCCACCUGAGCCUAGAAAAGAGCCUGUUAAAGAACCUGAAGUCAACUACGUAGACCUGCUUGCUCCAGAAAGGAGGAUUGCUCACACGGCAAAAGAUGUGAGGCCGCGCUUUUCAUCUACGAAUGACUAUUUGGACACAUCACCUGCGAAGAAUAGUCGAAAUAAAAGAAAAUUUACUGGAGAUGAGGAGUUGGAUCCAAAGAAGAUGCGCAUGAUGGAUAUGAUUUUCUACAACCCGAAAAAGGGUAAAAGCAUGACUCGAAAGCAUGACACUGCCGAAUCUGUGAUUGGUGAAAAUCCUACACCAUCUCCGGAAAAGCAGCCUACAGUUACUAGUACACCGAAAGUUGCUGCACCACAAGUGAAAAUUGGUGCUGAUGGACGCUUAGUCAUUGACGAGGAGAGUUUGGUUGUUGAAAACGAAAGCACUAAUGACAGUAGCAUAUGGGAGACUGUCGACGAGGAUAGAAUGACGCGUAAAGUCUCUUCUCUGUCAUUUCGGAAUCGAAUGUGGAGGAAGGGAACAUCGUGGACUGAAAAAGAAAACGAGUUAUUUUAUGAAAUUCUGCGUUGCACGGGGCCGGAUUUUGGACUUAUGCAUGAAUUUUUCCCGACACGCGCUCGUAAUGAACUCAAGAGCAAAUUCAAUCGAGAGGAAAGAACGAAUUGGGCGAAAUUGAAGGAGGUUAUGAGCAGACCAGCCCUCUUGGAUGAGGAUCUUUAUGAGCGAGCUGCAGAUCUUCAGAGAGAAAUUGAAGAAGAAGCAUUAGCUAAAAAGUUGAAAAAAGAGAAGGCAACAGAUAAUGGCACCGGAAUGACAACCCGGCGAAGACGAAAAAAGAAAAUUGAUGAAGAAGAAGCAGCGGACAACUCAGAGGAUCUCAUUGAGGAGGCUACUCAGAUCAUCAAUAGCUUAGAGAAGGAGAGAUCAAAAAAAACAAAAAAGAAGCAGAGGCGACGCCAUUCCUGGUCUGAUAGCAGUGACUCGUCUGAUACCGGGAUUAGCGAAGAAUCAGGUAUUGAUGAAGACGAUGAUGAGAACGAGACUGAACAGGAAGAGGAAGAUGUUGCCGGAACUUCGGGAGACAUUGCCGCCACCGAAAAGAAGAAAGGAAGCAUGAGUGGAAAGAAGAAACGGCUUCAAUCAAAUUCCUUUAGCGAAAGUGCCAUAUCGGAGUCUAACAUAGUGGAUGAGCCUCGUAAAAUUGUAAAACUAACAAGGAAGAAUGAGAAAAAGCUUUCUGCCACGGCGGAGGCACUUCUCAAGGAAACUCUCGAGCUAAUACCUGACAGGGGUCAACAAAGUGGGGCACCAGAUGAAGUUGCUGAGAGUGCCGCUGCACAAGCUUACGAAGGAUACGACGAAGGGGGUGCUGAUAUUGGCAGUGCUGAUAUUAGCAGCAUCCAGACAAUUGAUAGUGACGUUGUGGAAGAUUCUCGCCGUCCAAACUUAUUAGUCAGAACCCGGCGUACUGCACAGAUAACCAGAAGCUCGGAGUUCAUCGACAGAAAUCGGCCUAUGCCAACGUCUUCUAAUCAUCCAACUGAAGAAGAAGCGGUCUCUCCUCAAGCUGCAAGCGAGAAUACUGUGGAAAAUGCUGGUGGAAAUGAAGUGGAAGAAGAAUGUCGGGACGGACCAUCAACAGCGACUUCACCAGAGCCACCCGCGGUAACUUCGACGUCGCACGAUACGGAACGACACCGAACGAAGCCCAAAAUUGCACCAAAUCGUAAAUUAUCGACCAAAAAACAACCAAAUAAACCAAGAUCAAGAGAAGCUGACGGCUCAGGUGAAGCUUCUGAUCCAGUCCCACAAAAGCAUACUGCUUCUGUCACGGAAACAGAGGACACACCGGUUACGCCAGGAAACAGAAAUGAUGUUAAAAGAACAGCGGACAAAACCUUAAACCCGACUUUUUCAAAGGUCACCAAUGUUGAACACAAUAACCAUAGCGUAGGAUCGCUGGAGAGUCAGUCUACCUCUUUGAAAGAUCAAUCUGUGGUAGCACCGACAUCUAAAGAGACACGAUUAUCCCGCCCGCGUCGUCAUGUCAAAGUCAAUGUUGUCGCGAGACGUGCACCUCCAAAACGUCAACCUAAUAGAGCAACCCCAAAGAAAAAUGACAAGAAAGGCGAUGAUGAGCUUUGUAAUCGUGAUUCCACAUCAGACAAGCCAGCAGAACAACCUUCCACGUCAGUCGAAGGCGAAGAUUGCACGAGAGUCAGAAGAUCUGUCCCAAAGGAAAGAGAGGAAGCUACAGCGAACGAUACCGGAGAUAAGAGCUGCGAGAAUAACGCAGCGGAUGACUCCAGUGACAUUGUUGCUCUAGAGGGCAGCGCUCCUUCCAAACCAGCUCACUCGUCUAAAGGAAGUACUCCAAUACUUGUAGAGGUUGAACUGAAAAGACCAUCUCGAGCAAAACGAGGAAUUUCUCGCAAAUCUCGUGGGCGCCGAUGAGUCUUCUUUUUCGACAUAUUAGACAUAUUAAAUCGUAGCUCUAAUGAUGUCAUAUGUUUUGUGAUUGUAAUAUACUGAUCGUCAAAGGUAGGUUGUUUGAGAAUUUCCACCUGUUAGGUAGUACUAUAUUUUUUGCGGUGUGAGUGCUGCAGACUCUUGUGCAAGAUGUCAGCUUGUCGUCCUUGUUGUGAUUUUUUGUUUUUUGUUGGAAUGUAGUUGUUCGCUUGUUGAUCAUAAAUUAUAGUUU
This is a messenger RNA of Cylicocyclus nassatus, 3088 nucleotides long. The record is from the annotation of a GenBank genome assembly. Lineage: Eukaryota; Metazoa; Nematoda; Chromadorea; Rhabditida; Strongylidae.